AUGGGUAAUGCUGCGGCUGCGUGUUGCUGUGCCGCAAAAGACGAAGGCGUCGAGGUCACGGCCUACGCCAUCGGGGCCACCGACGGCCCGAUCAACGAUGAGCGCUUCCUGGGAUCUACGCAGAAGCAGUACGCCAUCGCGAUACGAAAGAAGGAGCAGCUUGACCAGCUGGGCAUGGACGUCAAGCAUCGGCUGGGCCGCUUGGUGGUGGUGGCGAUCCGCAGAGGCGGGGCCGUGGAUCGCGCGAACCUGGUGGCCGCGCAACAUGGGCUGCAGCCGAUUCAGGUCAAUGAUGUCAUCGUGGACAUCAACGGCGCCACCUUGGACACGGGCAUGGUCUCAGAGUGCAAAUCCUCGCUGGUUCUGAACGUCAAGUUCCUGCGGAGGGAGCACUUCAGGUGA
Messenger RNA from Symbiodinium sp. CCMP2456, 402 nucleotides. NCBI's taxonomy places the organism in Eukaryota, Dinophyceae, Suessiales, Symbiodiniaceae. The record is from the annotation of a GenBank genome assembly.